AUGGCUGAAUUGAGUGCACUAGUCAUCAAACGUAAGGUGAUAAAGACCAAUGUUACUAGGAUAAAGAAUUUGUUAUCAUGUGAGAUGUCACAUGCGGAAUUAGAAUGCAGGUUAAGCUUAAUCGAAACUUAUUUCAAACAGUUGUUAGCAAUACAAUCGGAUAUUGAAGCGUUGAACGACAAAGAUAACGCUCGUGCAGAAAUAGAAGAACUUUGCAUUUUAGCGAAAGCAAAGGCUAUUGAACUUUUAGGUGACGACUUUAAUCGAAGUCGUGGAGAGUUAGCGUUACAUAUUCCAAGCAGAAGCUCGAACAAUUUACCAAAACUCAAAUUGCCAAAAUUUACAGGAAAAUACGCAGAGUAUCAAAACUUUAUAUCAUCUUUCAAGCAAUUAGUUAACGAAGACAAGUCACUCUCAAAUAUAGAAAAGUUUAACCACUUGAUUCAAUGUCUUGAAGGACAAGCACUUGAUACCAUUCAAACAACUAAGCAAUUGAAUCAGCCAGAUUCUAGAAACGUAAACUUAAUGCCACAUAACCAUUACUCAAGUUCAAGUUCCAUUACGCAAGUUCAUCGCCUUGCUCAUUUCACUGGAUCUUUGGAUGUCAAGAAAUCUAAUCAAGGUUGA
This is a messenger RNA of Teleopsis dalmanni, 627 nucleotides long. RefSeq lists its product as uncharacterized. The record is from RefSeq and is a predicted model, not a curated record. Bases 1 to 627 code for a protein of 208 amino acids. NCBI's taxonomy places the organism in Eukaryota, Metazoa, Arthropoda, Insecta, Diptera, Diopsidae. The transcript is spliced from 2 exons.